Molecule: messenger RNA, 2067 nt
Organism: Dracunculus medinensis (Guinea worm)
Lineage: Eukaryota; Metazoa; Nematoda; Chromadorea; Rhabditida; Dracunculidae
Source: the annotation of a GenBank genome assembly
AUGAUGUUAAACGAUGAGAAAUGUGUAAAAGCAGCUGCUAGCAAGCAGCCAACUGAUUUACUAAGUGAUUAUGCUGCACGCUCUUCUUGCUGCCUUAUACCAAAUAAUUCUUUUCAUCUUUUAUUUCUUCUAUUUCCUUUUCAAAAAAAGACAUUCAGAGGAAAACCGGAAUGGCAAAAAACAGAUGAUUGCUUAUGUGCCAGAAAUUCACCGGUGUGUUGCCUACACAAUUCAACGAAAGAAUAUUGCAGCCAAGAUAAAGAUGCGCGAGAAAGUGGAAUAAAUGAGGAUUUUGUUGCGGAAAAAGGCCGCUGCAUUUUUCAGCGACGAACUUCACUUUUUAUGUUCUCAGACAGUUCUAGUCGUAUAUGUGGAUUAAAUCAACAGCAUGUCAAUAAAGCAAUCGAAUCGAUGCAUAAAUUUGCAGCAUUAAUCCUGAGGUUUUUUACAGCCAUUUGCACUUUUUUAAAGGACGGAAUUUACUGGUUGAUGGCGUUGAUUGGUAAUGAUAUGCAAAGAUCAGUUAAUCAGACAGAAGAUAAGAAUUUAGACGAUUUUGUGCAAAAAUAUUUCGAUAAUGAAUGGACUAUGAAAGAUGAAGCAGUUAAGCAAAAUCAAGAAGAGCAAGAGAAGAUCGACAUCAUCCAGUUUUCAACGACCGGAGCGCCUCUUUCCAAAUCGAACGAAUCGGAAAUGCACGAAAGAAAGGAAAAAUUCUUAAAGCAAAAUGAGGAGCGAGGAACUCAAUUCUAUACCACUAAGCGUCGUAUUAGCGAAAAUUGUAAGCGUGAUGAAGAUCCAACGGCCUCACUCUAUCCAAUUCCUUUAUCGCCACCUCCACCGCCCCUAGCACCGAUUUGGAUAACAUCACCUCAAGUAGGGACGAUGCAAAAGGUACCAAAAGGGGCCGUUCCUCUAUUCCCUCCUGAUGUUUUGGCUGGAACUCACGCCUAUCUGAAGCAGAAAAAGGAAAAAUCGAGGGAGAAAGUCAAAUCACCAAAUAGUGAAAUUGUUGAUGGUGAUUGGACGGUAUCAAAUGCGCGAAUGAUAUUUCAAGAUUUAGUGAGACCACAUAGUAGCUUCUUAAAAGAAUAUGAUGAUCGAGAUAACGUAUUUGGUGAAGAGGAAGAUGUACACUGGAUACCACCAAAGAAAUCUGUUGUAUCGAAAAUUUCUAAGCCAAAUGAUCCCAAUGCUCAAUUCAUUUUCAGAGCGUCUAAACCACAGAUGGCUGAAAUACAUAGCCGACUCUCCGAGAACAAUUUUAUUAUGGGACAAAGCGUAUUUUCGCCUAUUAAGGAAGCAGAAGAAUUACGUACAUCAAUUAAUCGAAAAGCAACAGCCACACCGGAGAGUCAUUUAGGAUCACGAAUUGCAACCCCAUGCGAUGAUUACACAUACAAUCGACAAACGCCGAUAGAGCGAUAUCAUUACGAUUAUUAUACGCCUAUUGGUACUGAACAAUACCUCGCGCCGAGAUCUCACUCCCAUUCGCGCUUAGCUUCAUUAAUUUCACGCUUUGAUAACAGCCAACAUAUCAGCAGAACAAAUGGAGAUAGGAUAAAUGUAUUAAAGCAACGAUCGAGAACUGUGGAACCACGUUCAAAUUUAGCAAUGGAGAUGACGAGGCAUUGGCCACCAAAAAAUAACACAGCUGGAGUGGAAAUAGUCAAGAACAACUGGAAUUCAAUUCCGACUGAAAUUAUUUCUUGCCGUCUGAGCUUAAUAAUUUUCUUUCUGCAGUAUUUUUUUGUACAUACAACGUCUUUUCUUCCUGAUAAGGCAAAUAAAUGCAAAGUAAAGUUAAUUUCUGCACAAGGCUUUGCUGAUCCUUUAAGGACUGCCGAGCGAAGUGUUACUAAUAAAUGGACUACAAAAGACGAUAAGGGCAGAGUUUUGAACGAAUAUUCAACAAGGCAAUGGAUAGGAGAAAAUGAUGGCUUACGUAGAAGAGGCGAUGGGACUGGCGAAUCGUGGCGUAAUGUUGUCGAGGUUAAGCCUGAUGGCAAAACUAAUUUCUUUGAAAAUCGAAAAUAUUACACAAAAAACUAUUUAAUAGAGGUUUGA